Messenger RNA from Cataglyphis hispanica, 1254 nucleotides. Its product is annotated as peritrophin-48-like. The transcript has 2 exons. NCBI's taxonomy places the organism in Eukaryota, Metazoa, Arthropoda, Insecta, Hymenoptera, Formicidae. The record is from RefSeq and is a predicted model, not a curated record. Bases 121 to 1113 code for a protein of 330 amino acids. Gene Ontology annotation, molecular function: chitin binding. Gene Ontology annotation, cellular component: extracellular region.
AUAAAAGCGGGUACGCCUUAAUUCGGUCAGUUAUGUAUCUAAACGAAGUGAGGUGUUAAUGGGAUAUUUUUAUAGACAAUACGAUAUUUUCUUCUUUUCAAAUACGAGUAAAGCAGGACGAUGAAGGGAAUAUAUCUAAUCGCCAUUGCCUUCCUGGUAUCACGGACCGCGGCAUCUGUGAUCAUCCCAAAUGAAGCAGAAGACGAAUGUCCGAUAAAGGACACUUGUCCGCCGAAAUUGAUAGCUGAUAAAUCGAAUUGUCAACAAUUUUUUAGAUGCAGAAGUGGUAAAAAGGAGUUGGUAGUUUGUAAGGGCGACAAGCAAUUUAGUAAAUUCUGGGGUGGUUGCGUUAGCCCCGAGAAUUCGGACUGCGGGGUACCUGGUGACUGCAAACACAAUGGCGAUCUGCUGCCUCACGAGUGCCAAUGUGACCAAUUCUACGAAUGCAAAAAUAAUCAGAAGGCUCUGCGCGUUUGUGAGUCCGGACAGAUUUUUGACAAAACUAGGAAAAUUUGCGUUCCAGGAGAGUCCGUAAAUGGAGAGUGCAUACCAAAUUCAGGGGUCGAGUGUAGGAACGGUGAUUAUAUCCGUCACGAAUGCCAAUGCGAUAAAUAUUACGAAUGUAAACAAAAUCAGAAAGCCUUGCGCGAAUGUCCGAAAGGAUCGAUCUUUGAACUAGCAUCGGGAUGCGUUAAAGGUAAUGUCGAUAAGUGUCCUUUGGAAAAUACGUGUCGUCAAGGCGAAAGUAAGAGCCACCACUGUUUAUGUGAAAAAUAUUACGUAUGCGACAAUAACGAUUGGAUCGCUAAAUCGUGUAAGAAAGAUGAACAUUUUAGCCCUACAAAUUUCAAAUGUAUGAACAAAAAAGAUGCUAAUUGCGACUCCCCCCCUGUCACUCCCGAUCCCACUGAACCUGGCCAUUGUACAGAGAAUGGUUCCAUAUCUUUUCACGAAUGUGACUGCAGAUUAUAUUACGAGUGCGAAAACAAUAAGAAGGUACUAAAGGGUUGUGAUUGGGGAAAAUAUUUUAAUAGAGUGAAUAAGGUAUGCGAAAAAGCGGAAGACGUAAAAUGUAGAAAUAGUUGGGACAACUGGGUAAAGAAGUACCAAUAGACGAACUACCAAUUUCGGAAAAUAAGAAGAGAAGCUGAAAGUAUAAUAACAAAAAGCAAAUUACAAUGCUUGUUAGAAAUAUGUAUUUGUAGAAGUAGAUUAUUUUGCUAAGAUAUUUUAAUAAAUCUGAUAUAUAUUGUA